Messenger RNA from Centropristis striata (black sea bass), 5149 nucleotides. RefSeq names its product high affinity choline transporter 1-like. Gene Ontology annotation, cellular component: plasma membrane. NCBI's taxonomy places the organism in Eukaryota, Metazoa, Chordata, Actinopteri, Perciformes, Serranidae. Bases 1652 to 3304 code for a protein of 550 amino acids. Gene Ontology annotation, biological process: choline transport; transmembrane transport; acetylcholine biosynthetic process. The transcript has 9 exons. Gene Ontology annotation, molecular function: choline:sodium symporter activity. The record is from RefSeq and is a predicted model, not a curated record.
UUAUGGUUUUAUCUGGUUUUUAGACUAAACACCUUUCUUACAGUGUGCAAUGACUCCAAAAUGUUGUGGGGAAAAUGUAAAGUUUCUCAAAGUGAAGCCUGUAGAAGUGUAAUGAAGUGCAGUAACACUGACUAUAAUGGUUCACAGAUUUCAGAACUUGGUUCUUGGAAACAAUAAGAUUUCAGAGCUCAAUGUAACAUAACGAUGCCAUGUGAACCCUGCAGCGUCGCUAUGUAGAGACUCAAACAUGCUCACAUACUACAGAACACAGAAAAACACAUGGGUGAGGUUUUCACAUAUUUGUUGACUUUGGCAUAGAGCCACCCAGCCCCUCACACACACACACACACACACACACACACACACACACACACACACACUUACAUACAUUUGUCUCCUAGCCGUAUUUUCAGUCCGUUCCUUUCACAAACAUUUCCUUUUUUUCCCUCUCCUUAUUCUCCCAAGUGGAUAUAUGGCAUUCUUUCCUCCUCGAGUUUUAUGAUUCGAGCCAAAACUUCUUUUUUUUCUUUUUCCACUAUGUUGGGCGCGGGCCAUGUCUUGUUUUUCAACAUGAAAAUAAUGGCUGAUGUUGAUGAGUAUCUGUUUAUAAUAAAGAACUUUUUUUUCCUGAAGAAACUGGCUCACUGUGAUAUUUUGGAUUUGAAAAAACUUGUCUUGAGUCCUUCACAUUCCCUGGACCUCAUUAAGUUGGUACAACGCCUUUCUAUUAGCUUUUAAUCCUCUUUUUUAAUAAAACCAUCUGUCCAAUGCACAAUUACACUACACUGUAAAAAAUGUCUGUAGAUUUUACGGUGAAAAACUGCUAAACCAUGACAGUAAAAUGGGUUAAUUCAGUUUCAGUAACAAUGAAACACCGUAAAUGUAUAUAUCAGCCAAAAGUGUAUUUUUUUUUUACAUUUUUUUAUUUUUUGAAAAAUACAUUACUCCACUAUAAAAUACUCUGGCACCAUGUUUGUAAAAAAAUAUACUGUAAUAUAUAUACAAGCCAUCACUGUAAUUUUUGCAUUUUCCUUUUGUAAAAAAUACUUUUUCUCACUAUUAAAUGUACUAAACACCAUAUCUCUAACAGAAAUAUACUGUAAUAUUUAAUGGAAAAAUCUUUAAUUUAUGCAUUUUUAUUUAUAAAGUAUUUUCUUGUCAAUUAUAUGGCAAAACAGCGUUUCUUUUGAUGGAAAAGCUUUUUAUUUAUACGGUAAAAAAAUGGAAUAAAAUUUCAAUCUUAAACGUGAAAUCAACAGUGCUAAUAUCUGUUUACCGUAAUAUUUUUUAAAAGUUGCACCGUAUUUAUUACGGUAAAUUUCUUGCAACCACAGCUGCUGUUUUUUUACCGUAAAAACAGUUUUUUUACAGUGUAAAGUUGAUGUCAAUGUGCAGAGAAGUUGGUGCAACACCUUUCUAUUAGCUUUUAUCCUUUUAAAAAAAAAAAGAAAACCAUCUGUCCAAUGCACAGUAACUACACACACAUAGACACACAUGUGUUGACACUAAUGUGGCUCUGAGUUGUGUUCACUUCUCGAUGUUUGGGGUCGGAAUUGGGCCGCCCAACCACUGGAGACGGGGGACAACAUCUGUCCGCCAUCUUUGUCAGUGCUGUCAACUAUUAUGGAAACGCUCACAGCAGUAGUUCAGGAUGGCUCUCAACGUGCCGGGUCUGGUGGUCAUGGCGGGCUUCUACCUGCUCAUCUUGGGCACGGGCAUCUGGGCGUCCAUGCGCUCCAAGAAGGAGGAGAAGAAGUGCUCCGGAGACGGCAUGGAGAUCACGCUACUGGCUGGACGCAACAUCAACCUGCUAGUCGGCAUCUUCACUCUAACAGCUACUUGGGUGGGUGGAGGCUUCAUUCUGGGCAUCGCUGAGGCGACAUACAACCCGACUCUAGGGGCCGUGUGGGCCCUCAUGCCUGUGCCUUAUGUUCUCACCUUCUUCUUGGGUGGGUUUUUCUUUGCCAAGCCCAUGAGAGAGAACAAGUAUGUGACAAUGAUGGACCCGUUCCAGAAGAAGUACGGGAACGUUCUGAGCAGCGCGCUGAUCUUUCCCGCGCUGGUGGCUGAUGUCCUGUGGGUGGCACGCACGCUCGUCAGCCUGGGUGGAACCAUGAGCGUGAUCCUGGACCUGAACUACAUCUACUCCAUCGUCAUCUCCUCAGUGGUGGCCAUCAUCUACACCCUGCUGGGGGGGCUCUACUCGGUGGCCUACACUGACGUCAUCCAGCUCAUCCUCAUCUUCGUCAGUCUGUGGGUGUGUGUUCCCUUCCUGAUGACCAACCCUCACUCUGUGGACAUCUCCCUCACCGCCUACAACCAGACCUUCCAGGCUCCCUGGGUCGGCACGGUGGAGCUGGACCAGGCCGGGAAGUGGUUUGAUGACUUCAUGCUGCUGGCUCUGGGUGGUUUGGCCUACCAGGCGUUCUACCAGAGAAUCCUGUCCGCCUCGUCUUACACCCAGGCUCAGGUGACCUGCUUCGCCUCUUCAGGCUUCUGCCUGGUGCUGGGUAUCCCCUCCAUCCUGGUGGGGGCCGUCGCUGCAUCCACAGACUGGAACUCCACUGCGUACGGUCUGCCCACCCCGUAUGAGCGUAACCAGGCGGGCUCCAUCCUGCCCAUCGCCCUGCAGUACCUCACCCCGUCAUACAUCUCCGUCAUCGGCAUCGGAGCCGUCGCUGCUGCCGUCAUGUCCUCCAUGGACUCAGCUCUGCUCUCCUCCGCCUCGCUCUUCUCCUCAAACAUCUACAAGAACAUCAUCAGGAAGCAGGCGUCGGACCGUGAGAUGCAGUGGGUGAUCCGUAUCUCGGUGGUGGUGGUGGGUCUGGCCGGUACCGGCCUCACCUUCCUGGACAGCAGCGUCCUGGUCUUCUGGCUGGUGGGCGUGGACAUGUCCUACACCAUCAUGUUCCCUCAGCUGGUCUGCGUCCUCUUCUUCAAGGUGUCUAACGGCUACGGGGCCACGCUGGGCUUCCUGAUGGGCAUCAUCAUGAGGGUCCUGAGCGGCGAGCCCCUCAUCGGGUUACCUCCCGCCAUCCACUACCCCGGCUGCCGGCUGGACGCGGAGGGGAAGAUCACCCAGUACUUCCCCUUCCGCACCGCCAUCAUGGUCAUCUCGCUGCUCUCCAUCCUGCUCUUCUCCUGGCUCACGUCCAUCAUCUUCAACAAGGGGCUUCUCUCCGAGAGGUGGGACGUCUUCAAGAUCAAACGCAAGGAGAAGCCGUCAGCCAGAGCGGAGCAGAGGACCGACGGCGACAACAAGGAAGCCUCGGCGGCCAAACAGCUGCUGGACACCAGCUGCUAGAGAGGCUCAACGGGAGGAGAGAAGAUGGGCGCUGGAUGGCUGGAGGCGGACAUGUUGGUUCGUCUGCUAGGCAAGAGUUCACAGAGAGGGAACAAAGGUCAAAGGCUGGACUUUAUCUACACAUUCUGUGCACUAUCACAGGAAAUUAGUGGCAAUGACAUUUACAUUAUCAGAGUGUGAUCUAAGAUCUCUGGCACCUUCUUCAUCAGCUGCCUCGUUGUCUUCUAGCAGGAAUAACUAAAGGCUCCUGACUGGUUUAACCAGACAUUAGGCAGCAGAACAUAUAGUGAAGAUGAUUACAUGCAUGAAAUGCCAGAGAUUAUACUGAAAUAUGUAUAUAUCAUCAUACAUCAAUGACACAAAAUUCAACCGCCAACAAUUCAUUUCCAUUAGGGAAAAUCCUAUCCUUAUCCACCUUUUUAUUCAUAUCCCUUAAUUCCUCAUAUUGAUAAUAUAUAUUUGCACCACAUUUUGAUAAAUUGAGAUCCCCUUUUCAACAGAAACCCAAAUCCAGUUCCUUGAGACCAUAAAGACACAACACGUCGCUCCAAAGAAACAAUCGAUCCAACGAUUGGUGAUGAUGAAAUCGUUUACAAACCACAGAAACCAAAGAGAUUACGUCAUGAACCUUCUGUGAAAACAGGACCGCAACAAGCCGUCUCUGACUAAUCAUUGAUCAGUGGGCGUGGCUCCUGUACUGUAAGUGCAUCUGGCUCCUCUCUCAGCGUGAACCUCUGUAAAUGAUCUGCAGCUAUGUGCAGCACGACGGGGCUCUCGUUAACACCAGAACAAAGAAAUGCGAUCCAAAGAAGUGGUGCACGGUGCGCUCCGUAUGCUCCGUGUCCCGUUUGUGAAAGUCAUUUCCUUAUUUAGCAGUUAGACUGUGAUCUGAUGUCUUCCUUUCCUUCGUUAACCUGUCGACUCGUCAGCGACUACGUGAUUCUUCUUGGCUUGCUAGUUAAAAUAUUAGAUAAUCAGUUUUCAACCUCCAAAAUUAUACACGACAAACAAUCAUUGCUUUUACAUCUUUGUGAUUUUAUCGACACACUGCGAUGUUUUCUCAUCGUUUCAGCAGUCGACACUCCUGAAAAUGUUCUAAAUCUUUUAAUAAACAGUGAAUCUGUGUGAGGAGGAUAAUCAGAGUUGUGUGAACAUAUCUAAGAUGUGAAGUUGUACAUUUUCAGUUUACCUCCGUCUCUCUAAGACUGCUCCGUUGGCACCAGCACGUUUAACACUUUAGUUUCUAAACCGCCCGGAUACAGAUGACUCCUUCCUGUCUGACUGCUCUGGGUCGCAAUAUUAAAAAUAGCAACAAAAACACACUGAUACACAAACACUAUUACAGGGUUUGACUCAUGACUAUUUAAUGUUACACUGCAAAAAAAGUCUAAAAACCAGAUCAAACAGUAAAUCUGAGGGAAAUGAUCUUGCUGCAUGGACAGAUAAUUUACCUUGACAAGAUUUAUUACAUUAAGAUUAUUGAAUCUAGAAAUAAGCAUGUUGAACACUUAAAAUAAGAAAUUAACUCUUAAAACCAGAUAAAUGAUCUAACACUUCUAAAUCAAGUUUUUUUUAUCUUGGUAAGAAACAAAAUCAAUUGCAGUGCAGAGAAAAGAAAGUCGGAAUUAUGAAAUUAAAAAGUCAUAAUUUUGAGAUUUAAAAAAAUUGAAAUUAUGAGAUUAAAAAGUCAUAGUUUGGAGCAAAAAAAGUUGAAAUAAUGACAUUAAAAAGUCAUAACUAUGAGAUAAAAAGUUGAAGUCAUGAAAUAAGAAACUCUUAAAACAAGAUGAUCUAACACUUCUAAAUCUAAAGUUUUUUAUCUUGGAUUUUUAAGAGUUAAUUCCU